Messenger RNA from Zalophus californianus (California sea lion), 4412 nucleotides. It is a transcript of the gene CFAP418, whose product is annotated as chromosome 4 C8orf37 homolog. Bases 624 to 1244 code for a protein of 206 amino acids. The transcript is spliced from 6 exons. Gene Ontology annotation, cellular component: cytosol. Lineage: Eukaryota; Metazoa; Chordata; Mammalia; Carnivora; Otariidae. The record is from RefSeq and is a predicted model, not a curated record.
UGUGUGAAGAGUCUACAUAGAUCUCACUGCCAAAAUUAACAGCAACAGUAGUCGUGGCCGAGUGGUUAAGGCGAUGGACUAGAAAUCCAUUGGGGUCUCCCCGCGCAGGUUCGAAUCCUGCCGACUACGAGAUCAGCUUUUGCAGCCGAUACUUGCUUUCCUUUUGGAGAGUUCUCCCCAGCUUUUCCCACAGAUUAUUUAAAGAAUUUAUGACCGCUUGGACUACAACGGGGACCCCAAGGGAGCCAUAAAAGGAGCGCAUGAGGGAGCUACGGUGUCGUGUGAUUGUGGUUACAACCUGGGCCCAGGAGGGGGAGAUGGAACAAAACACGCCAAUCUGGAAAGAAGAAAAGCAAAACGUCACGAGGUCACACAGAAAUGGACAGCUCCGACCUCUGGCCCCGGGAAUAGCCCAGCGCCACCAGAAGUCGCGGACCUACGGCGUCCUUUUGCUCGAGCGCGUUAACCCCAAAGCCUCGCGGACGCCUGGGCCGUCUUGAGACGGUGAACGCAUGCGCGGGCGCGGGCGCGGGCGCGGGCGCGCCCGGCGGGUCCUCGCGUUGCCCCUGGAAACCACCCGGCGCUGCCGCGACGGGAACGGGAGAAAGACGUAACGUUUCAAGAUGGCGAAGGACUUGGACGAGCUCUUGGAUGAGGUCGAGUCCAAAUUUUGCAGACCCGACCCACCGAGACUGGGCAUAGUGCAGCGGCCCAGAGGCUGCGGCGGCGGCAUCCUCAGCAACGACCGGAACCGCGCCGAGGCGAAAGAGAAUCUCAGAUCAGAAACAUUUGAGAAAGAAGAUGAUCUUGACAGUCUUAUUAAUGAAAUAUUUGAAGAACCCAACUUUGACAAAAAACCCUUUAAAUUAAAAUCUAAAUCUUCAGGUAACACAUCUGUCAAAGCUUCCAUUCAAGGCCUUGGUAAAAGUUGCAGCCCAGUGUACCUCGGUGGAAGCACUGCUCCGUGUGGAAUUGGAACAAGUACUUCACAGAGAGCAUGUGAUCAUCUGCGCUGUACAGCAUGUGAUUUCUGGGUGGUGAGCUACGACGACUACAUGUGGGAUAAAUCCUGCGAUUAUCUGUUUUUCAGGAACAACAUGCCAGAGUUCCACAAAUUAAGAACAAAGUUGGUAAAGAAGAAAGGAACACGGGCAUAUGCCUGCCAGUGUAGCUGGAGAACUAUUGAAGAUCUGACUGACCUUCAGACUGAUCAUCAGCUUCGUUGGGUUUGUGGUAAACAUUAAGAAUGCAGACUUUUCGUAUUCAGACAAAUGCAUACAAUGAGAGCAGUCUCCAGUAAUCAUCAACGUAUUUAGAUAAAGGUAUGAAGCAUUAUCAUGCCCUUUGGAAAAAGACAGGAAAUUUCAUUUAAUGACUAUAUAGUAUAGAUUUUCAAAGACCUAAUGGACUUGAGAAGAUAAUGUGCUUUAAUAUUUUGGAAUUAUCUCUUUUUGAUAUGUGGGCAUUUCACUUAGUAAGUAAGGUAGCAAGUUAUCCUAAUUCUUUGCUAGCCUGUCUCCUGUUAAAUGGAAGUUUUAUUAUGGAGUUUCAUACAAAUAUAUAGCCAUUCAUUAGCAACUGCAAUAUUAGUCACUGCUAAUACUCUUAGCUAAAUAUUCCUCAUUUACAAUAUUUAAAGGGGAUAAAGCCAACCAGUGCAGAGAGGUCACUGGGAGGUGUAUACAGCAUCUCCUCUGGUCAGAUCUAUUGUUGCCAAAGAUCAGAAUUUAGACAUGGCAGAAACCAUGUGAUCAGUGGCUAACUGAAGGAUUUUGGGGAGCACAGGUUUGUUGUAAAUGAAAACACUGCCUAUGUUGACCUUACAUCAGUAACUCCAAAUGAUAUUAUGUACAAUAAUGAUAAGUAUAUAUUCUAGUUUUAGCUUAUUUCUUCUCCUUAUGUUCAUUUAGAUAUCAAAAGUUAGUUUGCUAGUUUAGUAAAUAUUCAUUUAUAUAUAAAAAAAAUUGGUGUACCUAUAAUCAUAAGGAAAAAUCUUAAUAUGGAUAGAUCAUUAUUGGAUUUUUUCCAAGUAGUUCUCUAGCCUUCAGUGCCUAAAAUUCCAUCAAGUGAACAGCAAGUAAAAUAUUUUCUCAGGCAGCCUAUUGAUUUUCUGGUAGGAUCAGAUUGACAUGUUGAUUGUUAGAUGAGUGCAUGAGAAAAAAAAUAAAGCAUAGUGGACGCAACAGGUAAUCUGUUGUGCUCCUCCUUGACAUCUCUGAGGCUGGAGGAACCCUACAAUAGCAGCACAUUCAGGAAAUCAGUUACCUCAAAAUUAUCAGUUCCCAGCACCAUGGAAAAAUUCUGGGGGCUUUCCAAUCUGCCAUAAGCUCUUUAUUGCUCGUGUCUAAGAUAUAGUUCAAAUGUAUGACACAAGGCAUGCUGAAAGGGAGUAACUGAAGCAAAGCUGUGAUUGCUUAGUCUUAUGCUGAAUCCAUUCCAGUCACACCACUCAAAUAAGAAGAAAGACUGGCCAUUAAAAUCCUUUUCCUAGCCGUGACACAUUUGCUUACCUGUAAAACUGACUGUAGUAAGUCUAGCAUUGCGACAAAACCCAUAGUGAACUCACAGUGGCAGAUGCUUACAUUUUUGUAUUGACAAUGUUUACAGAUUUUAUCUUUGAAUAAAAAUUUUUUUACUCCCUAAAAUUUUACCUCUGUGUAAUUGUAUGAGAAACAAGGGGAUUUGAUUGAGAAACCAUAAGUCACAUGGUGAUGUUUUCUCUUUAUUCAAAUGAGCAAAUUUACUAAAUCAUUAAUUUGAAAAUAUGUUUUUCUCUUUUAUUAUUUCAUUACUACCCUAUAUCUUGGAUACAUUACUCAUGUUUGGCAUUCCGUAACAUAAUUCCCCAGUGUCAGAAAUGUACAUAUGAGUUCACAUUUUUGUUAGCAAUUUACUUUAUAAGCUUUUUAAUAUGUACAAGUUUUAAUCUAAAAUGUAGAAAGAAUAUUAUGUUUAUAUACAAGUGAAUAAAUUAUUACCAGUGGAAAUUUAAGCCAAAAUGCAACUAUUUUAGUAACAAAGCAGAAGAAAAUCAUAGUUUCUGAUGAGCUAUAAUUUUAAAAUGCAAAGUCUAUAAAACUUUCAAGAUGUUUUGCCUAUUUGUUUUUAAUAUUUAUAAUAAUUUUCUACUUUAGCAAUUAUCUAUUUUUUGUCAAGCCAGGUAGCUCCUUUCUUUGAGCUGUAUUAUACUCCCAGACCCUUAUCCUGCCUAGAAAUGAAUAAAUAAUAAAUAGCUUUAUUCUGUAUUUAGUUACUUUUUUAUUUUUAUAGUAAAAUAUUCUUAUGGGGAUUAGUUUGAAAUAAUUUUGGUAAUUUCUUUUAAAAUGUCAACAAAAGAGUUUCAGACCAUCCAGUUGAACAGAGAAUUUAUUUAUUUACAUUGGAGAGGAGAAACAUGCCAUAAGUUUAAGUGUGUGUGUACAUGCAUGUAUAAAAGAGCAUUGGCAUUUUUUUUCCAAAUAUAUAAAGAGUUUUAUUUCACAAGACCAAUUUUCUGUUUCAUUGUCAAUAAUCUCCACAUUUUGACUAUAAGAACUUCUGCUUUAUCAAGUACCAUGGCAACAUCAUCUAAAAUAAUUUGAAGUGAACUGUGAGCAAUAACCUUAGAACACAUGAGAUCAACGAAUGUAGCUCCUUUUUCACCUGUGUAUUCUAUGAUUUUCUUAUGAAUCCAUGUUCUAGUCCAUCAUUCUGUCAAUAGACCAAUCCAGGAGAUAAGCAAAGAGCUUGGGUUUGGCUGUAGGGAUUUUCUCCAUGAGACUCUUAACUGUUUAUGCUUCUCUUCAGUGUUUACAGUGCCUUUGGCAGCGUUUCAUCAUCCUCACAGUAAUCCAGGGGAAUCGGUUUCCUUUUUCAUGGUGUAUCAUCACUGCUUCAUCCUCAGAUUUGCUAAAAACACUGUCUACCGGAAGUUUCUUUCCCUUCACAGAAUGAGGCUGACCAGGACUAUUGGAAGCACCACAUUUAAGACUUAGUGCUGUUUUUGGUCUCUGCUCUUCAGGUUGUUGUUGGUCUGGAGAAUUUUCAUGAGGAAUAAUAAUACCACAGGGAGACUCCUCCCCAAGAGCGUUGGGGGCUGCAUUGCCACUGGCAGAGGACAUGGAUGGGGCAAAGCCGAUGGCCUCAGAGUUGGUUUGAGACAGGCCUUUGCUCUGGCUCUUCCUCUUCCAUGGGUUCCUCUCAUUUUACUUCUUUUUCUUGCUAUUCUUCUUCCUCAUCCUCUGGUUCUGGUUCUUGCUUUACAUGUACUUGUCCGCGUCCUCUCAGCCUCUGUUCCAGCCUCUGUUCCAGCCUCUGGAGCUCUGCAUCUGGAUCCAGAAGUGCUACCUGAUCUCUAGUUCUUCCUUCUCUCUCCUCGGUCCCGUUCAUUGGCUUCCAUUUCCUUUUCCCUGUCGUGCCCCCUUUGCUGAAGA